CUGGACCACAUCCAGUUUAAGUAAAUCAUCUGGAACCUUACUACAACAAUUUGCAUGGUCCAAAAUUUACAGUUUCUUGGGUUGUUUUGCUGACAGAUAAUUGGAGUGACUGUGAUUGAAUUACGAGAGGUUCAAAGUUAUUUAUGGGAUAGUUUCUAUUUUGUGUCGUAUGGAAUUGAGUUCCUCUAUAGAAUUUUGAGGGGAUACUUAACAGUCCAACCUUUAUUUGACAGUCCUUUCACAUUGUCUGACAUCCUUAAAAUUGCGUAAAAAUGUCAAAACCAUCCUUAUUAGAGGGUGUUUUCAACAUUCAAAAUAACUAAAACAAUAUAAAAUGAGUAAACAAAGGAUAUGUCUUCACCUUUGUACCUGAAAACUUCUCAGAGUCGGUAGCACUGAAACCAUUCACAGCAUUCAAGAACUUCUCAACACAUUCAGCAGGAGAAAUGAACAGUUCCCGGCCAAAAAAACUCAAUUACUACUACAGGCAGUCGGUUUUAACUAAACCUGGGUGCAACAAUACAGUCACCGAGUUUUUGAUUAUUUUGUUGGCACAAACAGCUUUGUGAAUGAACACAUCAACUCCAUUGGGAGCCAAUUGUUGAAGUUGCUUGAAGGAAGCCUCAAUUUUGGUAUAUGGAUAACCCGCAUCGACAUAUAAGACGUUUAAGUUGUGUCUACCAAAAGCUUUCAAUGGGCACUCAGAGUUCUGUUUCUAACCCUUGCAAUUACCAAUCCAAUACCCCUGUUGGUACCGGUGACGAAGUAAGUGAGUCAGCGCAUGACUGUUAUCUCACUCAGUGUUGCUCACUUUCUAUCUCUCUAGAAAGCCGAAUGUGAUGGUGGAGUAUUGGUUGCUAAAUUAUACCCAUAGCUAUUCUCAGUGUUGGAUGAAUUACGCUUGGCAAACUGUUUUUGAUAAGCAGGCGUUAUCUUUUGCAGCCGGUAUUCUUAGCAUUUGCCUCAGCAUUGUCUUACCAUUUAAAUGUCCCCCAAAGUGGUACUUCUUGGGGACCGAUGGUACGAGUAGGAAAAGUUGACAGAAAUGAGGACAACAAUGGCUUUCAGGUCUUUCAAGUUGGUCAUUCUGCGAAUCUGAAACAGUUGACAUGUAAUAGUAGUUCUUAGAUUAGUGAAGCCCAAUCAAUAAUCCCAUAUUCUCUGUGAGAGGAGAGCUUAUGAAUCGCUUCCUAAGCCGAAGGCGCUUCAAAGGGGAAACCUUGGGCUCCUAGUCGUUAUUGUAUUCCAUGGUUGAGCAUAUUGAAAGGUGUGCUGACAUGAGGGUGGAAAGGAAAUUUCCUGGAGAUCUUCAUAUUCCAGGUGACUUGAAUUUAGUUUCAGCGACGUUUAAUCCCAGGUAUUAGUUCCAGAGACCUUAAUAUUAUAGGUAUCAUACUUGUGUUUAAUAUGAACUACAUUGACAACAAUAACACAAAUUGUAGUCCAAGUAUAAGCAACAUUCAAACCACCGCACUUCGAUGAGUACAUGGAAUCAUGAUUAUCAUAGGCCGCCUAGACACCUUUUAUUCUAUUCAAAAGAAACUUUUUCAUUCUUCAUUCCCCACUAGUAUGUAUCUCUAGACACAUAUCCAGUUGCCACUACCCCCUUUGUUCUCUUAUCACUACCAUAUACAAUCCUACCACCUUUCAUGUUCUCAGCAAAAGCGCGACUAAAUUCUCACAACAUUAAACGUGAAUGAUCCAUCCACAAUGAAAGUACCCAAAAUAACCAGCAUACUUCUUGUGGCAUUGAGCGCCAUCUCCGUGCUAAACUUCCUCUUGAAGUACUACACGUACUUUGUGCUCAUGGUCUCGUCGUCCAAGAAAACCGCCCACGAGGUUAACAACAUUGCAGAAGAAACUGGCGAGGUGCCUCAUCCACAUGAACUAUAUGUGCCAUUGUUGACGUUCAUACCGACAAAGUCCCCCGUUCUCACAAGACCCUGGGUGCUUGUAACCAGCAGUUUGAUCGAGGAGAACUUUGUGGGCUUGACUAUGAGCUUCUUCACCAUUUUCUACUUGGGCAAGUACCUAGAGAACAUCUGGGGCCACAAAGACUAUUCCUACUUCAUUGCCUGUAACGUGUUGAUUGGCAACUUGAUGGUGUAUACGCUAUUCUAUACGUGUCUGUGGAUGGGCCAGUUGCAUGAGGUGCCUCCGGUGGUGGUGACACCCAUGGCAGUGAUAAUGGGGUUUUUUGUGGCUAUCAAGCAGAGAAUCCCCUCUCAUUACUUACUCUUCUUCAAGGGCAAUGUGAGGGUUAAGAUCAAGUACUUGCCGUUUUUGUUGAUCGUAUCGAGCUUUAUGUUGCUGCUUUUGAGUGAAGAAUUUCGAAUACUGUUCCAUUUGUCGAUCAACGGGUUUAUCAUCAGUUGGGUGUACCUCCGGUUCUUCAAAGAGGGUUCCAACGAAGUACAGUCUUACUUGCUUCCGUUUCUGCUCACGAGAAAACGGUCAAGCAAGAAGAACUAUAAGGUCAAGAAGACGGAGCCCAAAGAAACCCCCAGCAUAUCCACCAACUCGAGUCUUCAUUUGGAGACAGUGCCCAUCAGAGGUGACCGAACCGAGCAGUUUGCAUUGUACACUUUUUUCCCGGCUCCGGUGUCACUAGUGGUGAAGGCCAUUUCAAAUAUAGUGUUCAACGUACUAGCCAAGUAUAAUGUCAUCGAUGCCAAAAGCUUUCUGCUAGGCGACCUGGAUGACGAUGACAGUGAACAGUUGAUGUUUGAAGACGUCCACAAACUCCAGUCCAAGCUCUUUGGGUUGUCUUCGUUGAAUGGUGCCCAAGAUGUGUCUACCAUUGCACACACCAAUUCCAAAUUCAAGUCGGUUUGGGACUGGGUAGUGGGUGGCCGGGGGAAGAAGGCUGGCGUCAAUACCAGCAUGGACAAGAGAAGGAAACAGGCCCUCAAAGAGUUUGAGUAGCAUUUAGCAUAUGAAGUAUACAUUUAACACCCACUCACCU
This is a messenger RNA of Yamadazyma tenuis ATCC 10573, 2965 nucleotides long. Lineage: Eukaryota; Fungi; Ascomycota; Pichiomycetes; Serinales; Debaryomycetaceae. The record is from RefSeq and is a predicted model, not a curated record.